Molecule: messenger RNA, 1803 nt
Organism: Triticum dicoccoides
Lineage: Eukaryota; Viridiplantae; Streptophyta; Magnoliopsida; Poales; Poaceae
Exons: 2
Coding region: 115-1593 (492 amino acids)
Source: RefSeq, a predicted model, not a curated record
ACGCUAGAAGGGAAACAGAGCAAACUCCCCGCAUCAACCGCUCCUCGUACUGCAAAUCUAGGCCGCGGCCAAAAGCAAAAAUCUGCCGAAUUCCCCAAAUCCUCUUGUCAAUCCAUGGAUACCUCCACAGUUUCCAUCCGUCCUUCCACCAUAAUCGGCCCACGCGCCGCCGACUCCACCUUCCUGCGCCCCGGCUAUCCCGAUUGGGUCUUACUCAACAAGACGGCGCGCAUCUCCGACCAACGGAACGCGACCACCGCCUUGUGCCGCACGAGGGAGGGCCAAGCCGUCGCGGUGUCCUUCUGGCUCGUCGACCCGCCCGCCGUCUCCUACUUCUCCGUCCACUGCCCUGGUCUGGAAGACGACGAUCUCUCGGACACCCCGCCCUUCCUUCUCUGCGCCGAGGGAGCCUUCGUCCUCUUCUGCGUCACCCUCGAUGACUCCGUCCACCACUUCGUCUACACCGCCCGAGGAAUCCCCGGCGGGAGGCCGUCGCUGCACCGUCUCCCGGACCCGAAACCCAGGGUCGAAGCCUUCAUGAGCCAGCAAUUUGGCCUCUUGCCUUGCGGUAACGAGCACUAUGCUGUGGCAUUCCUCCAUCACCAGUGGGAAUCUAGUGACCAGGCUUGGCAUUAUUAUGCCUACAUCUUCUCCUCCGAGACAAAGGCAUGGAAGAGAAGUAAGGAGGCCUUGCUCUACUUAUCCAAGUCUGAUCAGUUAUUGUUUGAUCGACAUGCCAGCUCCAAGCAGAUCACCGUCGGGGAAAGCGCAUUGGGAUGGGUUGAUCUCUUGCGUGGUAUUCUUCUUCUUAGCAACCUGUUCGACGAGCGUCCUGUCAUCACAUACAUACUGUUACCUAAAGUAAAGGCUUGCAUCACCGAUAGGAAUGGUUAUCCUUCCUACGCGCCAGAAUUCUUCUGCGAUAUAACAUGCUGCGAUGAUCUGAUCAAGUUUGUCGAGAUAAAAUUCGAUGAACCGAAUUGCAGGGCCAAUGGUAAAGCAUGGAAGGCCACCACAUGGAACAGGAAGGUCUCUUGGGAUGAUUGGGGCAGGUGCUCCACAGUUGAUGUUGCUGAGAUCUCGGUUGACCCAAGUUAUUUGUCAUUGUUGCCCGAGCUUUUGAAUGAUGAGACCAAAGAGCUGGAAAUUAAGAACCUGUAUUUCCUUAACCCCACCCUGAGUGUGCACGACGAUGAUCUUCUUUACAUGAUGGGCAAGGUGAACGAGGAAGACAACACAGCCUGGGUAAUUGUUGUUGACAUGAAACGUGCGACUCUGGAGGCAUUGGUCCCGGUUUCUACCCAACCGUCGUACACCGUUACGAUGUACUGUCCGUGCACCUUCCCCAAGUACUACCUCAAUAUAACACCAGACAUUGACAGUCCAGUUGAGAAGGAUAAAUCCGAUAAAUGGCCGCAAGGGAGACCCAGCCCCAAUAAUUCUGGAGGGAGUGUGCAGAGGAAGAGGAGGAAUAAGAAGAAGCAGGCACGGGCUGCGGAUUGCUGGUUGGAACAGCCCUAUUUGCUGUAUUUUGUUGGCUGCGUAUUGAUUGCGGUCUUUGUAAAAGUGUUCUUUCAUCUGUCUGGAAUGUAAUAGUCAGUAUGUUACUCUCUUAUCUGCAAAAGUAGUGGAAAGCAAAAGCAUAUUCUAGCAGCUGCUCUACAUAUAAAAUGUUCUGGAACGAGUGUUGGAUGAGGUUCAGUUUAAGCUGUGUUUAACCUGUUCUGGAACAGGGAACGGUGCUGCAGUUGAUAUGUUGCUUCUAGUUCUUAAGCAAGUUGGAAUAAAAUCAUUUGAGCUUCA